AUGGUCACCGGCGAAGGCGUGCGGUGCCGCGCAGCGCGUGCUUGCCGGAGGUGCCAUGUCAAGAGAAUCAAGUGCGAUGCCAUUGAGGGUGGCAUGCCCUGCACAGGAUGUCAACAGGCCGAUAACAGUGAAUGUACAUUGAUGCCAUCGAACAGAGGUACGUACAUUCGAACGGCCUCCCGACGAGCGAGGCAUCAACCAGCGCAAAGGGUGCGGUCCGCAGUUCCUCGCAGUACGGCGGUGUCUCGCGAUCAAGAUUACCAACGAUCGAUCGCGCCCGAAGAAGCAACGACCGAAGAACAGUACGAAGAUCACCACCAACCUACACGGAACCCCGACUCAACGGCGCCAGGGACCGCGGGGUUGCGAGGAGCAAAUCGUGGUGCCGGCAGAGGUCGAGACUCUGUAGCAUCGCCAACGGACCGUCGUGUCACUUCACCCGCAUCUGGGGCCGAGGCCACCACCUCACCAAUGUUGGACCUCGCGACGACAGAUCCGGAUUCCGCUCAUCGGGAGCCUUCCUGGACCACAAUGUUUGACAGGCUCUUUGACAAUCUGUCACAUAACCAGAAGGCGGCGCUCGACAAAUGUUCCAUCACGUAUUUGGGCGAGUCAUUCCCAUUGGGCAUGGUCCUGGAAGAGGUGAAUGAAGGGGGACGAACACGCCUCCAUCACCCCGGACCUCCCGUGUCCGAACCCUCGGUGGUAGAAGAGCCAUCGGGACAGCGACACCCCUCGCAUAUGCGGCCAGAAGAUAUCACAUACCUCAAGUCGAAAGGGGCAUUCACAUUCCCCGACGCCGACAUGCUCGAUGCAUUGGUGGCGACCUACUUGGGACGCGUUCAUCCUCUGUAUCCAAUAGUGAAUCGACAAGAAUUCAUACGACAGUAUGAGGCCGAUGAGGUCCCGGCCAUGCUGCUGCAUGCCAUCUGCUCGAUCGCUGCCACAUUCUGCGACCUUGCGCUCAUCCACCGCGCCGGAUUCCUCUCGCGGCUUGAUGCGAGGUUGGCAUCCUACCGCAAAGCCAAGGUGCUCUUUGAAGUCGGCUACGAAACGGACAAGAUUGUGCAGCUCCAGAGCGCCGUCUACAUGACCUUUUGGGGAGGCGGCCCGCUCAACCAUUGGAACUAUUUCAGCUGGAUUGGCACGGCCGUCACCAUCGCAGAGUCGCUGGGGAUUCACCGGUCAAUGGCCAAUGCCGACAUGGACGUUUCUGACCGCAGUCUCUUGAAGAGACUGUGGUGGACGCUCGUCAACCGGGACGCACACUGCCAAAGCCUGGUCGGGCGCCCAUUCCGCAUCAACCAAGACCAGGUGGACAUCGAGCCCUUGCUGAUGGAGGAUUUUGAGGAGGACAUGCAAAGCCCCGAGUUCAAGUCGCACCCGUUACGAGACUCGUUCGGGCUCUACCAGAUCCAUAUGUCUCGACUGUCGCUCAUCCUCAAGGACAUUGUAAACACUCGCUUUCGGCCCGGCCGACUGCAGUCGAGAGCUGCCCAUCUGUACGAGAAACUGCGGCGCUGGCGGCACGAGUUGCCCACGGAACUUCAGUGGGUGGACGGCGACGCGAACCUCGACGUCUUUGCGUUGUGCCUCUGCACAUCCUACAACCAUCAUUUGAUACUCCUCCACCAAGACCAGCCGCCCAUGGGCGGUGUUGGUUUGGCGUCUACUUCUACCCAAGAAAAUUCCUUGCUGUUGAAAAGGUCAAUCCCUGCGCCGGAGAUCGCGGCCAGGAACGUUACGUGCCUCGUGUACACGAUCUACGCCAAGUCAAACCCGCUGUGCAUCCCGCAUGAAACGUUCCAGGGCGUGUUCCUGGCCGAGGCCGUCAUGUUUACCCAGAUGAAGACCUCUGACCCGAUGACCGCCCAGCACGGCAGAGCCGCGUUGUCGGCCUGUCAGAUGCUGUGGCACACCGUCCUCGAAACCUGGGACGCGUCGCCGUGGAUUCUCCGUUUGUUCGACCAUCUGGUCGGCCGCCUUGGCCUUCCAAGCGACAGGCAGAACGACGCUGGCUGGGCACCGACGAUGACGGCGGCGGCGACGGGAGAGUCCUCUGCCGACGCGCUACACCCCGACGAGUUUGUCGAUGACUUUGGAGACGCUCUUCCAACCCUCUCCACGUUUCUCGACAUGACGCAGGACGGCGGCGCCUUGUCGAAUUUUGUAGAUUUCCCCAUGUUUUCAGGGUCUUUUGGCAUGGCGGAUCAGAGUCUGGGGAUGCCAUAG
This is a messenger RNA of Fonsecaea pedrosoi CBS 271.37, 2232 nucleotides long. RefSeq lists its product as uncharacterized. The coding region runs from base 1 to 2232 and encodes 743 amino acids. The transcript has a single exon. Lineage: Eukaryota; Fungi; Ascomycota; Eurotiomycetes; Chaetothyriales; Herpotrichiellaceae. The record is from RefSeq and is a predicted model, not a curated record. Gene Ontology annotation, biological process: DNA-templated transcription; regulation of DNA-templated transcription. Gene Ontology annotation, molecular function: DNA-binding transcription factor activity, RNA polymerase II-specific; zinc ion binding; DNA binding.